AUGCGGGUGCAGAACGAGGGCACUGGGAAAAGUUCCUGGUGGAUGAUCAAUCGCGACGCGAAACCAGGCAAGUCGCGCAGAAGGUAAGUGCUUGUGCUCGUUUUGCGAAUAAUUUGUCGUUGUCACGUCCGUGUACCAUACACAUGCAUAUACACGCACACGCACACUGGCACAACGUUCGUCGAUGGUUCGCAGGGCAAUAACCAUGGAGACAAGCAAAUUUGAGAAACGACGUGGCAGGGUGAGGAAGAAGAUCGAGGCGCUAAGGAACGGAGGGUUACAAGCUGACGCGACGCCCAGCCCUAGUAACAGCGUGAACGAGGGGCUCGAUCUUUUCCCGGACAGUCCUCUUCAACCUGGCAGUGGGUUUCAACUUUCGCCUGAUUUUCGUCCUCGAGCUUCGAGCAAUGCCUCAUCCUGUGGUCGAUUAAGUCCAAUCCCGGCGAUCCCUGGGAAACCGGAAUGGACACCAACAUACACACCCUCCUAUAGCCCAGAACAACUAGCCGGUAGCCUCGCGGAAACGAUGAAACUGGAAUCGUACCAAAUGUAUCAGACGUCACCGCCUAGCCACCAGCAACAAACCGGGCCGCCACCUUCUUAUUACGAGACUCAGUAUCAGAGGAGCAAUAGCCUGUCGACGGGAUCGUCCUCAUUCGCCUUGCAGCCGACUCCUCAAUCAGCGAAUCAGCAAAGAUGCCCGCUUCACGGUUUGCAGCCGUGCGCCUGUCAAAUGAACUUGAGCCCAGUGGCCGGGAUGUCACCGUCAUACCAACAGAGUGAACCAAGUCCCACGGCGCUAGGUAACAAUCAGCAACAAACUCUUCAGUACAUAAUGCAGACGCAACACCCGCCGCAAACACCUACAUCAUGCGGUCAAACACCGAGCACGAUGAUGGGUCAAUUGAUGGGAGCUCUCAAUAAUUCGACGCUGCUUGACGAUUUGAACAUUAACAUCGAAUCGUUACACGGCGGAUUCGAUUGUAACGUGGAAGAGGUGAUCAAGCACGAACUGUCGAUGGACGGGACGUUGGACUUCAACUUUCAGCAAGGUGUGAUGGGAACGGCAGCGAUCCAAGUGAGCGACAGCAACGUUGGCCAAAAUGGCGCCGUGUCUCAGAACAACGUGGUCGGCACGACGGCUGGUAACGCGCCAGCAGGAGUUUACGUGAGCACCAACGCGGCGACUCCUGCUGCACCUCCCUCGUGGGUUCACUAG
This is a messenger RNA of Heterotrigona itama, 1219 nucleotides long. The record is from the annotation of a GenBank genome assembly. NCBI's taxonomy places the organism in Eukaryota, Metazoa, Arthropoda, Insecta, Hymenoptera, Apidae.